Messenger RNA from Bactrocera dorsalis (oriental fruit fly), 6028 nucleotides. RefSeq names its product putative thiamine transporter SLC35F3. The record is from RefSeq and is a predicted model, not a curated record. Bases 654 to 2792 code for a protein of 712 amino acids. The transcript has 11 exons. Lineage: Eukaryota; Metazoa; Arthropoda; Insecta; Diptera; Tephritidae.
AAUUCAGUCAGAAAGGAGCUCCCCAGACAGCAAGGCGACGCGCAACGGUACUCUGCUGGCAGUUAUGGCAAUAAAAAUAAAAAAAGUUGAAACAGGAAGAAAAAAGUGAAAAAUAAAUAAAUUUUUAAACUUCCACUUCCAAUUAUUUGUGCAGCAGCUUAUUGUUACUCGCCCAUAGAGGCAUUGAAUUGCGUUGGUGGUGCGCUGGAAGAGCGCCUAACGCGGUACCGUUAAUUUCGUGUGCGCCCCUGCGUAUGUAUCGGAAUGUGGCUGUGGAAAAAUGCAAAUUAUGCAUAGAAAUUCCCAGUGUAAUCAAGUGCAGAAGAAAAGUGCUCCGCCAAAGUGAAGGCCUGUAUGCGGUGGCCAGGGGGCAUGAGUGCAGUGAAGCAGAAUCAAAUAAAAUAAAGUCAAAUAUAUAUGCAUGUCAAAUUACUCGCUGUAAAGUGCAUUUAAUCCAUAAGUAAUUCAAUUAAAAGGAAAUUGCAUAAUUUUGUUGGUGAAAAUGUUGCAGCCACUUUAAGCCGCAGCGCCAAGAAACGAGCUGUCUCCGUGACGUCAAUUCAUCAACUAACUAACAGCCGCUCAACUCCUAACCCAUAGCCAAAAAAUAAUGUAUCGUUAUCAUUGUGAGUGCACAACGAAUCAUCGAUAGCAUGACCCGUGACGGAGAGAUACCCGCCAUUUUCAACCCGAAACGGGUGCGUACACCAUCCGUUGUCGUAACCGGUGACUCUCCGAAUGGUCCAUAUGGUGGGUUUAGUAAUGCACUCAACGCCAGCAAUCCACAAAUUGCUCACCAAGACUCUAUAUCAUCGAGUCAACAGGAUCCCAGUGAGGUUAUAACAAUACAUCCGGAUGCACGUGAUGCGUCGACGCCGAUUGGCACACAUCCAGGUUUGCGACGUGGACUCGGUGCUGGCGGCGGCAGUUUCGUAAGUAGUUGUGGUGUAAGUGGUAUUGUCGGUGUGGGGCCCGGUGGCGCUGGUGGUGGUACAAAUGAACCGGAUACACCAACUUUGGAGGCGGGACCAGAUGGCACCGAAGUGCGGUUUCGUCGUUUAAAAGCAUGCAAGGAGUCGUGUUGCUCCGAACUGGCGCGGAAGAUGUACUUUGGUGUUUGUGUCACCAUACUCGUCACCGCGUCGUGGGUCGGCGCAACGCAUUGCAUAAAAUUCCUCUACUUGAAUCGCAGCACCUAUGCCAGCAUUACCGCAGAUGAUUUCGAUAGUACAUCAAAUCGCGCCAUUGACCUGGAUUUGGUCACAAAUAUGGAUGAUGAUGAUCCGAGAAAUAUUUUGGGCAUAAGUGACAACGCUUUGAGCGUCGAUGAUGUGGAGGAUGUUACAAAAUUGUUCCAUGUCGCACAGCCAAUUUCGCCAGAGUCGACAGUAUUCCGUGCGCCGUUCUUCGCCGCUUGGUUUUUCACAAAUUUUUCAUUCUUCUUCUUUCCCAUCUACAUUCUGGGACGUGUGUCGUUGCGCAAAUGUGACAAACCAGGCGAGAUCUUGGGCGAUGUGUUGCGCGGUUUCCGCGAUCGAGGUUUUACUAUCGGUCGCUUCCUCAACCGUUGUCUCUCUUUCUGCAUCCUUUGGCUGGUGACCACCUAUCUGUACACCAUGUCCCUGCGCGUACUCUUCGCCACCGAUGCCAUGGCGCUGUUUGCGACUAAUGUCGCUUGUGUUUACUUGCUGUCAUGGGUCAUUCUACACGAACAGUUUGUGGGCGUGCGGAUUGUUGCGGUUAUUCUGUGCGACACGGGCAUUGCGCUGCUGGCCUACAUGGACGGCAUUACCGAGAGUCGCACGCUGAGCGGUGUUGUGUUGGCAACACUGGGCGCUGCCGGUUAUGCAGUAUUCAGGGUUAUGUUCCGCAAAGUGAUGGGCGAUCCGCCGAUUGGUCAAAUUGCUUUUGCUUUCACCACGCUCGGCUUUUUGAAUGCGUUGCUGUUGUGGCCCGUCUGUGUGGGCCUCUAUUUGACGGGCUAUGAGAGCAUGCCGCCGGAUCGUAUGCCAUGGAUUAUUUUAUUAAUCGCCAGUAUUUUAUUAUUGGUUUUCCACAUACUAAUGCAAUUCAGCGCAGCCGUCACUUAUAACAUGUUUGUCACGCUGGGUUUGAUAACAGCAGUGCCAGUUUCAGGAGCUCUGGACGUUGUACUGUACGGCGCCACAUUCGCCGGCAUGAAAUUGGCUGGUGUCAUUUUAAUCGCGGUUGGCUUUUUCCUAGUAAUGUUCCCCGAAAACUGGCCGGACUACAUAACGCGCUUGCUAAGAAAGAGUGGUCGUGCUAUACUGCGUUACCAAUGUUGUUGUGAAUUAGCUGAAAUUCAUUAUCCCCAUGCGAAAUAUCAUCUUGUUGGGUCACAACGCGAGAUGGGGUCGAGGUCCUCGCCACGGAUCGUUAGCCGGUCAGCAUCCCACCAUUAUCGAUUAUCGGACGGGAUACAUAAGGUCCCAUCUUCGGUCACCAUCUGGCCGUGUGAGAUGACUGAUAUGUCGCCGACUGGAUUCCUACUCAAUCAACAGCAAACACAACAACAACAAUAUCCAGCACACCAACAACAAUAUGCCGGCUACUCAACAUCAUCGGGCGCACACUCGAGCAGUCACAGCCACAGCAGCAGCUCAACGACACGUGCGCCACCGAUUGGCAGUGGUGGCGGCGGUGUUGGCGGUCGUCUAUUCCCCUACUUCGGUGGCGAGCACGAACGAGAGCGUAAAAAAUCCGAAACGUCAUUCUUCAAUUUGGGCUUUCGUCGCAAAUCGACUGUGGUCUACUACGCUUCCACUGAUUAAGGGGCUGUGCACAGCAUAAGCGUUGCUGUUCCGGCUCUACGACGGCGCCGUGACUUGUUGACACACAAUCAUAGAAAGUAAGGUUAGGUGGCGCUUGUGCAGUGUUGCUGAGCAAAUAAAAUGAAUUUAAAUUACGAAAAAGAGGUUUGAAUUUCAAAAACGAAAUACGAGUAUAAGAAUUUAUGCAAUUAACAGCAAAAAAAAAAAACAACAACAAAGAGAAAAACAAAAAAUUAAAAAUGCAUAUUAGUUAAUAAAUGUGUAUGUUGAAUAAUUAUUAAAAAUAAUGCAUUAUUUUAGUGUAAUCCAUGUAAUCAGUAAACACUUGGGAGCGCAUAGAAAAAUUUUGAGAUGAAUUAGUGCGGCGGUCUAAAUAUGAAUACUUAUAACGCAAUUAAUCACAAGACAUCGCCUUUAAGGUGAACGUACACACAUACAACAAUAAAAAUUGCACGUGCACACAUACACACAUACAUACGUACAUAGAUGCAUAUUUGUGGCCACAAGUCACGAGGUAAAACUGAAAAAAUAUAUUUUUAUGUAAAAUUUGCAAAAUUUUUAACUUAUUUCCCUAAAAUUUCAAAAUAAACAUUUAAAUUAGUUUUUGAAAAAAGAGUUUUUCACAAAAUUUCAAAAUAAAAAUUAAAAAAAAAAAUUUUUAAAUUUCUAAAUUAUUUUUCAAAAAAGAGAGCUUAGCUGUACAGCCUUGAGGCCACAGUUAUGCAUUAAAAAACUAAGAACAACAUUAAAAACAAAUAAACAAAAAGUCAAAAAUUGAUUCUGCUCAAUUGAAAAUCUCGUAGAGAAAAACAACAAUAAAUUAUAAUUACUAAACAAUUUUAAAACACUUGCAUAUACCAUUGUACUAAAUUUUAGCAGCUCUUGCUAAUGUUUCAAUUGUGACAAACGUAUUCAUUUAAACAAUUUUAAUGAAAAAUAUGGCUAUAAGAUAUUUAGUAAAACAAAAAAUAUAAUUAUAACACAGUUGUUAUUUCUAUGCGUUGAAAAAAUAUAAAAAAACUGAAAUUUUUACUGAGAACUAACUGAAACCCAUUAUUAAACCUAACUCCCAAAGAGAGCGCAUAUAAUGACGAGAAAUAUAAAGUGAGGCACGAAAAUUUAAAAAAAACUAUUCGCAACAGCGAUCACCUAACGAUAGUCGAUAUUAAACCUUAAAAUAUAUGUUUUUACGCAAAAAUACUGAUAAAGGGUGUCCCAAAAUUAACGCAAGAUUGGAAAUAAAUAAAUAUAUAAUGAUACAACUCCCACGACCGUACGAAAUGAGCUCAAAUCUAAUAGGAUCCGACUUUAUUAGAAACAAUAAUCAAAUUUCUGAUGACACACCUAGGCAUUUAGAAGGCCCAUUCCGUUACAAUCGGAACUAAUAUUCUCUGUCUAUUGGCUCUUCGCUGAAUCACUCUGUGCUGCUGAUGAAGUUCAUCAGUACGAAAGUACUCUGCUGGCAUAACUGCCAAUUAGAUGAUGGCCUAUAAGCAUUCCUACUGGAGUUUUCAUAUCAUUCCUUUAGAAUUUUAAUAGACGGCAUGUGUAGCCCCUGUUCCAUUCAUGCCGUGUUCUGACUAUUUAAUCGGCUUCUCAGCUAGCAAUAAUAUCACUAUGCCCUUAAAUCCAUUGCGGGCUUAUCGUGAAAUAGAAUGUUCGAUCCCUAGAGAUCAAAGGCCUUCAACUAAAUCCGUAUGUAAUUUUCAAGCAAUUUUUUUUUAUUAUUUUUCAACUAUUUUGGAGGGCCUGGAAAAAAGGCGAGAUAUUUCUUUCAAUUGUACAUAAUUAUCGAUUCUACGCAAAGUUCUGUAAGAGGUUAUAUACAGUUAGAAAGCCGAAAAGUACCGAUUUUCCAAAAUUAUUUCUGAGAAAAGACUUAGUAUUGUAAAAAUAUUUAUUUGGAAAGGCAUUACAGCUGAUCUCCAGAAGCUCAUCUCAAAAAAGACGUUUUGCGUUGACCACUAUAUCUCUGAACUGGGUUCACUUAAAUUAAAAAAACCAAAGAGAUUUCGUUAAAGUAAUGUUAAAUCUAGUAAUUAUUCGAAGGAAUAAACGAAAUAAAUUUUUUUUACAAAAUGGCGUUUUCUCAAAAAAUAAAAUCGACUUUUUACCAAAAUUUCGGCCUUAAAGUGUUUAUAAAAAAAUAUUUAUCGGUGAGAAAAAAUCUUCUAUUAAAUACUAAAAAAUAUACUUAAGAAACUUAAGACAAAUCGGUUUAGCCAUUUUCGAGUAGUCUUGGUCACCGACUUUGAAAACACCAUUUUGAGAAAAGCGCGUUUAAAGUUUGGAAUGCACUUCCUAAUACUCUGAGACGCCUUUUCAAAUUUGCAUGUAACUGCGAUAAAAUUCACGAUAUGAAGUUUUCAGUGUGUUUUCUGAACAUUUCAUUAAGAAAAUCAAAUUAAAAAAAUCGAUUUUUGAAAAUUCUAAUUGUAUAUAACCUCUUAAUUCCAUUGCGAUUCGUGGCACUUCAGCUCGAUUUCAGCUUUCAUCAAAUCGUUUUAAGCCUCUCACUUGUCUAAAAAAGUUCGAUUACUUGUCUCUACGAGCUUUCAGUUCGAUCUCUAUAAACAGGCAUACUAUAUGUAUAUAUCAAAAUCUGGUGCCCAAUUGUAACUCAAAUUAUUCAAAACGAUGUAGCAGACAGUUGUGGGAAUAGUAAAUAUUAUACAAAAAAUACGCCACUUUAGAACUGAUUUUAUUUAAUUGUACACCUACCCAAGCUGGUAUAGAGUUCAAAUUCGUAGAAGGUGAAAAAUCAUAGAAGGCAAAAUAUAAUUAGUCAAAUAUUAAAUGUUAUAAUAUAAUAUAUAACGGUCACUUUGAUAUGUAUUUUUUUUUUCAAAAACAAUUAUGAUUUUCCACGAAAAGUUGAUCACAAAUGUGUGUGACAAUACGAACUUGUUUGUUGUUAAAAUCGAUUAAUCGAUAUCGAUAUAAAUAUUGUUGUUAACUCUUGAAUAUUCGUUAAAUUAGUAAAGUUUAUUUUUUCCUAUGGGUUUAUAUAUAAUUAUGUAUGUAAGUGAUGAGGUGUAAUCGUAUAGUUCCAUGUUAAUUAACUGUACUUGUAUUGUCAACACGUAUUUAUAACUAAAGAGUACAUUUUAAAAAUAGCGAAGCAGUAAAUAUGUGAGAAAAUUGUUCAAUUACAAAAACAAAUACAUACUGUUAUAAGAAAUAUGUAAAAAAUAUAAAGUGAAUAACGUCGAAAAUAAAUAAUAACUAAAUGGAAA